AUGUCCUCCAAGCGUGUUUCCGUGAUUGUCAUCGGAGGCUCCCAUGCAGGCUUGGGAGUCAGCCACAAACUACUCCGACGGACCCCCAAAGUGUCAGUAACACUGGUCAACCCAUCAGACGAAUAUUACUUCAAUAUCGCAACGCCCCGGUUUCUCGUGAAACCCGGGAGCCUACCACCGAGCAAAUACCUCUACAACAUACCCGAUACCUUUAACGAAUACCCCAAGGGUUCCUUCACUUUUGUUAAGGGACUUGUCACUAAAAUAGACUAUUUGACCAAGUCAGUAUUAGUCACUACCGGCCAAAACUCCCCCACAAAGGACGACAUUAUGUCAAUCACUUUCGAUUAUAUAGUAAUUGCAUCCGGUAGCACAACGCCAGCUACAGUUGGGCGGGGCAGUCUGAAACUCCCCUUCAAGGCGACUGCAUUUGAAGAUACUAGGAAAGCUAUUUCUGAGGCGCAGAAGAAGCUCCACGCGGCUACAAGAAUUGUUAUUGGGGGCGCAGGUCCGCUGGGGGUCGAACUCGCCGGAGAACUGGCCGAAGCAUCAGGCUCGAAAAAGGUAAUCAUCCUAGUUUCGAAGACCCGUUCAUUAUUGGAAGGGGCAACGGAGACAGUACAAAGAACCGCCGAGUCACUCCUACGACGCAAGGGUGUCGAGAUCCUGAAAAAUAUCAGAGUCAACCAGGUUGAGCAGGAUCCUGAAACGGACAGGUGGACGGUAACACUAUCCAGCGGUCGAAAAAUCGCAGCAGAUGAAUAUAUCUCUACAACAGGAGUCAUUCCAAACAACGACUUCAUCCCAAAAAGCUUCUUAAAUCACGACGGCUGGGUCAAUGUGGACGAGCAUCUCAGACUCGUGGAAGACGGAACCAGCCGAAGUGACACCUACGCAGUUGGUGACAUCACCUGCCAUCCUUAUCGACUCCUCUCCAGGGUCUCACUACAAGGAGCGACCGUGGCGUCGAAUAUCGCUGCAAGUAUCGCAAAAGACACUCGCCUCGCCACAUAUUCCGCCGAAGCUCAGAAGAAGAUGAUGGUAGUCCCUGUCGGACAGUCAACGGGUACAGGACACCUGGGCGGAUGGACACUUUGGGGAUGUCUCGUAUGGUUCUUCAAGGGCAAUGAUUUCUUGACUUACGAAGCCCCAAAAUUCCUGCGAGGCCAAAGGCGGUGA
Molecule: messenger RNA, 1179 nt
Organism: Talaromyces proteolyticus
Lineage: Eukaryota; Fungi; Ascomycota; Eurotiomycetes; Eurotiales; Trichocomaceae
Exons: 1
Coding region: 1-1179 (392 amino acids)
Cellular component (GO): cytoplasm
Molecular function (GO): electron-transferring-flavoprotein dehydrogenase activity; flavin adenine dinucleotide binding
Source: RefSeq, a predicted model, not a curated record